Messenger RNA from Medioppia subpectinata, 2370 nucleotides. The record is from the annotation of a GenBank genome assembly. NCBI's taxonomy places the organism in Eukaryota, Metazoa, Arthropoda, Arachnida, Sarcoptiformes, Oppiidae.
UCAUUUGAUCCACAGAUUACUGAAGACGUGGUCUAUAAAUUAUGUCACAAAAUCACUUUGGAAUCGCUUCCAGAGGACGAACAGCUGAUCCAAUUCAAGACAGUUGUCAUUAUCGGCGCCGAUCUCUAUCUCUACCAACAGUUUAACACAAGAGUCCGAAACAAUGGAUCCAAUGAUAACAUAAGAUUAAUCUUUGCGAACAUGAGUCCAAUGUUUGGCUAUUUGUUUACCGAUUUUGGACCAAAUUAUAGACAUUUAACAUUUGAUGAGUACUAUAAGACAUCGGGUGAUGACAUACAUGUCUUGGAUAAAGUGAAACAAUGCAGAGAUGGGUACAGUUAUGAGACCUACAAACUCUUGAGAGCCAAAUUACUUCACAGGUUUUGUUUCAUGAAAUCCAUUAUUUCUGGUUUCAUUUGCGGACAACUCAUUGAUAAUUGUUGUAAACAAUUGAAACAAUUGCUUACAUAUGAAAUAGAGCCCAUACUUCUUGAGCAUCGGUUUGGAACCACUGAACCAAUUGUUAUCAUAGGAGUGGGUUCUUUGGGUUUUUGUAUUGUAAAACAUUUGGUCAAAAGUGGUGCCAAAAAUUUAGUUCUUAUUGAUUCGGAUUUCGUUCAUAAAUACAAUAUAAGACUUAAUCUGUUCCGCGAACACCAUAUUGGGCUCAAGAAGUGUGAUGUCGUCAAAGACUUUGCGCUUAGAGUUAAUAAAGACAUUACUGUUGAGAUUCACUGUCGAAGAAUACAAGAGAUGAGCCAUCAUUUGUUUGAUGACUUGCGUCUGAAGAAAGGUCUCAUAAUUAGUUGUGUCGACUCCACAGAAACCAAACGCUUUAUAAACAAAACCCAACAAAACCCAGAGUACCCGCUCUGUGUCCUCAAGUCAUUCCCGCAAACCAUUGAACACUGUGUCGAGUGGUCUAAGACUAAGUUUAAUAAUUGGUUUAAUAGACGACCGAAAAGAGCCAACGAUUGGACGGAAUGUCUUCGCGUCUCGCGAAUGACUUUUGAGAAGUUUUUUAAUCAAAAACCAAAACAAUUGUUAUUUGUUUUGCCGUCGAAUCACAAGAGUGAAGACGGAUCAGACUUCUGGUCCGACAAACGUAUACCACAUCCGAUUGUCUUUGAUAUAACCAACGAUUCGCACAAAACAUUUCUUACUUCUUGCGCACAACUUAUCGCUAGAGUUAAUGGCAUUCAAAUGACAGACAAUACAGUCGUUUGCGAUGCCAUAAACUCGUUGGAAAUUCCAGAGGCAGAGAUGUAUGGCAUCGAAAAGGUGUCAAUUGAGAAGAUUUACCACAUUUACAAUCAAAGCAUUCAUUGUUUGAAUUCAACGAUAUUCACCGCUUCGGCUAUGGUUUCAAUUGAAUUAAUAAAAUUGUUUCAAAUGAACGGCAAAUAUAAAUUGAAUAAGUUGCAAAAUGUCAAUCAUUUUUACAAUUUGUGUGAAUUUGAAUGUAAUGUUUUGUCGGCGCCUUUGAAACUAAUGUCAACAAAACUCUCGGAUACCUAUAGUUUUACAGAAUGGGAUCAAUUGGUGAUCAAUGAAUCGGAUGGUGUGUCCACUCUUAAGGAGUUACUCAAUGAACUCGAAGCGCGAACGCAAUGUAUUUGUUUAGGACUUGUGUUGAAUGAGACAAAGUCUAUAUAUUUGCCACAACUCUUCCCGCAUCACAACAAACGCAGGAAACAAAACAUUAGAGAUCUUAUCGUUAAUUAUUACAACACUAUUCCAGAGGUUCGGGCGGUGAGGGAAACGUGGGGUAAGAGAUGUGAUAUUCUGUAUUUCGUAAGCAUUGAAGAAAAUGCUGAAUUACGACCAGUUGUCGAUCAGUGCGAUAACGAUGAUCACGACCCCAUUUUGUGCCAUGAUCAAUUGAUCAUUAAAUACGUGGUCAACAAAUACAACAAUCAAUUUGAUUGGCUCCUCACAGUCAAUGACUUCUCGUACGUUAUUACCGAUAAUUUAAGACAUUUGUUGUCCGAUUACGACCCAAACGAUCGCAUUUGGUUUGGAUAUCCUUUUACCAAAACUAUGGUCAAUGAUCUGAACGUAACUUUAAUGAGUAAAAAAUUAGGUUAUUUAGAGACGGCUUUAGAGCAGUUAGAGUUUGGAAAAUGUUUACUUGAAUUGAACAUAAAAUUGAUGGAUGAGAGAGACGACCUAGGUCGGCAUCGAUUACUACCAUCACAUCCAGGCGUUAUGCUUAACGUUACGAGCAGUCUUGAUAAGCCAUUCAAAUGGCUAAACAAAUAUAAUUCAUCUGAAUUUAAUCUGUAUUGUUUAGGGUAUGAAUUGUUGCAGUACUUCAAGCAUAUGGUGGCAAACAAAGAGUCAUCAAGAGAUACAAAGUUUUCAAAUCAU